Messenger RNA from Drosophila takahashii, 1100 nucleotides. RefSeq lists its product as uncharacterized. Gene Ontology annotation, molecular function: chromatin binding; RNA polymerase II complex binding. Gene Ontology annotation, biological process: transcription elongation by RNA polymerase II. The record is from RefSeq and is a predicted model, not a curated record. Gene Ontology annotation, cellular component: Cdc73/Paf1 complex. Lineage: Eukaryota; Metazoa; Arthropoda; Insecta; Diptera; Drosophilidae.
ACGAAGCACAAAUCAGAAAACUUGUCGAGCAAUUGGGACGAGAGACCAGAACGAACCCAGUGAAAACGAGGCGAGAAACAAGAGGAAAACAGCUCUCCCAUAAUGGCGGCAAAUGAAUCGGACAAACCGAAGAAGCGGAAUGAAAAGCAGAAAACCCCCAGCAAUGAGUUGCUCUGCCCCAUUGUCUACAAAAAUGAGAUACCCGGACCUGAGAUAGAUUGCAAAUUUAUGCCCUGCGGCAAGGAUAUUCUGGAGUACACUGUGCACCCCGUUUCGUUUCCCAGUCUGGAGUAUCCCUUUUUGCAUCAUUUCGGGGGACUUGAAACGCUCUUCGACUUGGAUUUGGUGGAUCAGAGGGCUUAUGAGAGGGACCUCUGCGAUGGAAACUCAAUGGAUCCCGAUGAUGCAGCUCUCCUUGCCGAUAUAGAGGCUCUGGAUUGUGGUUACAGUAAGCCCCGACCAAGUCGCGCCCGGGAAUGCUCCCAGAUGUUUGCCAAGGAGCGGGUCCAAGCGCCUCAACCUCGCUCAGGACUAAAGCGUCCUGUGGUGGAACAGGUCCCUAAAAUCCUGGAACCCAUUAGCCUGCAACAGCAGAUAGAGUUGAGUGGCAGAACUUUCGAGGAUAUAAAGAAGCCCUUUAUUAGACAUUCCACCAAACGUGGCAGCAACGCUCGACCCGUAGAAAUUCUACCUAUUUUACCCGAUACAGACUUGCAGAAUUGCAACUACGUAGAAAUGCUGUUCGAUAUUCCACCAAAAGACGGAAAGAAUUUAGUUAAAGACUGUGGCAGCUAUUUGAUAAACUUUAUGUUCAACCGGGCUUUACAAGAAACCAACUUGGAAAUAUAUUUAUCAGAUCAGCGCUAUAGAGAGCAACAGUCCCCUGAAAAUCCGGAGCGCGGUGAUGAAAUUAAGCUUUCCUACAAAGGUUGUGCCCUCCGUUAUGUACGUAUGGACAACCCCAUCAAAUUGAGGCGGGAACGGCCACGCCCCCAGGCUUUGGCCAACAAGUGUCUGCUGGAGGUCAAUCGAGUCGAAAUGGAAGCAAUGUAAGCAGGAAUUGAAUUUCUACAGGAGGAGAUUUCAACCUAUCUGGCCAC